AUGAAGGUAAGGUAUGGCUGCCAGUCGAUCAUGGGACCGUUAGUGGUGCUGGUCCUGGUGGGCCUCAUGGCUCAUGCCGUAUUGGGCGGGAGCGAUUGCCAAGGCAAGGUGGGCGCUUACUCCUACGACCUCUCCCCGCUGGCCAGGCAGCUUGGUGAUAACGAUGUUGUGCUCGACGAUUGGGGCAACACCUACUUCUACUCCGUGUGCGGCGUGGUGAGCAACACCUUCUGCCAGACGGUGGACGACAUGACCCCUGCUGUGUGUCAGAAGGACCAGCGCCAACCCCCCCAGGCGGGAGCGACUCCGAGGGCUUCACUCUCGCCUUCUCUUCUCAGGACCGCGCCGCCCGAGUUCACUUCAAG
Molecule: messenger RNA, 365 nt
Organism: Acanthamoeba castellanii str. Neff
Lineage: Eukaryota; Discosea; Longamoebia; Acanthamoebidae
Exons: 2
Source: RefSeq, a predicted model, not a curated record